AUGGCGCCUCUCGAAAAUGGCCAUUCGAAUGGCCUGAAUGGAGAUCCUACCUCCGCCGCGAGCCCCCUGAGCAACGCUCGCUUUUCCGAUAUCCCCGAUGCCAUCGAUAUUCCCGCAUCCAGCUUCGACAGUGAAGUCGAAGUCAGCUUGCUUGAGCUCCCCGAUGACCCGACCGAGCUUUGCACUCUUCUGGAAAAUGAAAAGGCGGCCAAAAACUUUUGGGUGAUCAUUGCGCUCGCUUAUGCCAAGCGAAAGCAGUUCGAUCAUGCUAUCGAUAUCCUGAACAAGGGUCUGGCCUCUGUGGCCCACGGAGCAACAAAGGAGAAACUCGGCCUUCUGGGCUGGGUCUGCUGGCUUCUCAUGCUGAAGAGCCGAUACGCUCCACGAGUCGCCCCAGAUGGAGAACUCUAUUCAGAAGCAAAGACCAAGGAUCACUACCUCCAGCUCGCGACUUCGACGUUGAACGAGGCAUCGCGUUUGAACCCGGCUUACCCGCCUCUUUUCCUGGCGCGUGGCGUCCUCUGUCUCCUCCGCGCAUCGCUGUACCCUCCCCGCGCUGUUCGACCAGGGGCUAUCGAUACUUCUGAACGAGUCGAAUCCCUGCGCCAAGCUUUGAAAUGCUUCGACGAGUCAUCCAAGGCUUUUGGUGGUCGGAACAUCAUGGCUAUCAUGGGACGUGCUCGGGCUCAUUACAUGUUGGGAAGACACGCGGAAGCACUCGAAGGAUACCAGAAGGUUUUGGUUAAGAUGCCUAGCCUCACAGACCCAGAUCCUCGUAUUGGUAUUGGAUGCUGCUUGUGGCAGCUUGGGUUCAAGGACCAAGCCAAGGCAGCUUGGGAGAGAUCUCUGUCUCUCAACCCCGAGUCCAAGGUUGCCAACAUCCUCCUCGCAGAAUAUUACCUCUACGACAGCUCCCGCCGAGCCACUACCGACCCUAUGUUCGGUUCAUUGUACAAGGUCGCCAUGACCCAAUACACACAAAAAGCAUUUAAAUUGGACAAAGAAUAUCCGAUGACAUGCUCCUUGUUCGCCAGCUACUUCCUCCUGCGCAAACAAUACCCGACUGUCGAGACAUUGGCACGCAAGGCAAUUGAACAUACAGAUGUCAUGCCUAUUGCAAGUGACGGUUGGUACCUCCUUGGCCGCAAGUCACACUACGAAGGCGAUGCUGCCCGUGCUGCGGAGUUUUACAACCGUUCCGACCAGGCCCGUGGUGGAGGUGACAAGGGCUACCUUCCCGCCAAGUUCGGCGCUGUACAGAUGCAGAUCUCGAACAAGGACUUCGAUGGUGCCAAGUUCCGAUUGGAGAAGAUUGUCCAGCAAUCCAAGAACCCGGAGGCGAUGAUUCUUCUGGGUGCUAUUCAUGCGGAAGAAGUCUUUGCUGCCCAGAAGGCUGGUAGCAAGGAAGAUAAGUCGACUGAGAUCAAGCGGGCCAUCACUCUCUUGGAGUCUGUGCGCUCCAUGUGGAAGGAUGAGAAGCAAAAGCUUUCACCUGAUGAGUCGGUUUUGGUCUACCUUUCUCGUCUUUAUGAGAAUACAUCUCCAGAUAAGAGCAUGCAGUGCCUGACCCAACUGGAGCAGAUUCAGAUUGCUAGCAUCCCCGAAGAUGCUCGGCCGGAGGGCAUCGAGGAUGAGGAUUCAAUGAACGCUGCUCUCCGAGAGAGUCUGCCGCCGCAGCUUCUCAACAACAUGGGAUGCUUCCUGUACCAGCACGAGAAGAUUGCCUUGGCCCGUGGCAUGUUCCAGUCCGCGCUGAACGCUUGUGUGCAAUCAGAAGAUAGGGAAGAUGGCACUGACACCGAUGCGCUCAUCACGACAAUCAGCUACAACCUGGGACGAACAUACGAAUCGGCAGAUAUGUGGGAUGAAGCCAAGAAGGUCUACGAAGGUGUUCUUGAGCGUCACAGUGAUUACACAGAGGCCAGUGCGCGUCUGACUUAUAUCGCUCUGCGUCAAAGCCCCACAGACGAGGGACCCAAGAAGAUCACCCAGCUUUACGAGGCUGAAAACACAGACGUGGAAGUUCGUGCACUGUUUGGAUGGUACCUCAGUAAAUCAAAGAAGCGAGUCACCAACAUUGGCGAAGACACCGAGCAACGCCAUUUCAAGCACACACUGCAGCAUUACGACAAGCAUGACCGAUAUGCGUUGACUGGGAUGGGCAAUAUCCAUCUCCUUGCCGCUCGUGACAUGCGCCGUGGCACUGACCAGGAGAAGGAGAAGCGCCGCAAAGUCUACCAGCGUGCGGUUGAAUUUUUCGAUAAGGCUCUGCAGCUGGACCAUAAGAACGCAUAUGCUGCUCAGGGUAUUGCAAUCGCUCUCAUUGAUGACAAGAAAGAUCACAGUGGUGCAGUGCAAAUCCUGUCCAAGAUCCGCGACACACUCAAAGACCCCAGCGUCUACCUCAACCUGGGCCAUGUGUUUGCCGAGCUCCGACAGUUCUCACGCUCAAUUGAGCACUAUGAGACUGCAUUGGCCAAGGAUCGUGCCCGCGAUGUGCAAAUCCUGGCCUGUCUCGGCCGUGUAUGGUGGUUGCGAGGUAAACAAGAAGCCAACUUGGCAGCCAUGAAGACAGCACUGGACUACGCUCAGCGUGCCCGCGCCGUCUCCCCCGACCAGCUUCACCUGCAGUUCAACGUCGCUUUCGUCCAAAACCAGAUCGCCUCGCUCGCUUACGGUCUACAGACUACCCAGAAGACGCUCCAGGACGUCCAAGAAGCCGCCGAUGGUCUCAAGGAGGCCAUUGAAACCUUUGAACGUCUCUCCAAGGAGAAGAACCCGCCAUAUCCUAGCGCCGCUUUGGAGCAGCGAGCCAACAUGGGUCGCACGAUCAGCAAGCAACUCGACCGAGCCAUGCAGAGCCAGAAGGAGUACGAGGAGAAGAACGCCGCUAAACUCCAGCAAGCUCGUGAAGCCCGCGAAGAAGCACAGCGCAUCCGUGAAGAGGAGCUGCGCAAGGCUCAAGAAGUCGAAAUGGAGCGCAAGAAGCGCAUAGCCGAGGAGCGCGCAGUGAUGGUCGAAGAGGUGCAGCGCCAUGCCGCCAAGCGCGCUGAGGAUGAGCGUGCUCGCGAGGAAGCCGAGUUGACGGCCGACUCCGAGACCGGUGAACAAAUCAAGCGCAAGAAGAAGCCCGCCGCCAAGCGCAAGAAGAAGGGUGGAGACGACUUCAUUGCCGACGAUGAGGAUGGCGAGGCUGCUCGCAGCGGUGCCGAGAGCGACGGCGAGGCGGUACCUAAAAAGCGUCGUCGUCUGGGCCGUCGCUCCGAGGGCAAGGCUCAGAGCGAAAAGGCUCACAAGGAGACUCCCGGUAAGUAUAAGAGCAGUGAGAUGGUUGUGGACUCGGAUGAUGAGCCUGCAUCCCCGGGCGCAGACAAGGAAGAUCUCUUCGACGACGACGAGCCCGCACAGGAAGAUGCUGCUCCGCGUCGUCGGGGCAAGGCUUCUCGUCGCAUUGCGGAUGACGAUGAUGAGGAAGAGGCCGAGGCCGAGGCACCCGCUGAAAACGACGAUGACUUGUUCGGCGAGGAGGAUCCCAAGCCUGCUGAGGACACGGAGAUGCAGGAUUGA
Penicillium antarcticum is the source of this 3567-nucleotide messenger RNA. Its product is annotated as putative RNA polymerase II transcription elongation factor (Ctr9). Gene Ontology annotation, cellular component: Cdc73/Paf1 complex. The record is from RefSeq and is a predicted model, not a curated record. Gene Ontology annotation, molecular function: RNA polymerase II complex binding. NCBI's taxonomy places the organism in Eukaryota, Fungi, Ascomycota, Eurotiomycetes, Eurotiales, Aspergillaceae. Gene Ontology annotation, biological process: regulation of DNA-templated transcription. The coding region runs from base 1 to 3567 and encodes 1188 amino acids. The transcript has 2 exons.